This is a messenger RNA of Eruca vesicaria subsp. sativa (arugula), 504 nucleotides long. NCBI's taxonomy places the organism in Eukaryota, Viridiplantae, Streptophyta, Magnoliopsida, Brassicales, Brassicaceae. The record is from the annotation of a GenBank genome assembly.
AUGCCGGUGAUGAGUCCAUCUUUGUGUAUUGGGGCACAACCAUUGGUGUUCCUCCCUUCUCCUCGCUCUUCUCCUUUGCUCACUAAUGGAAACUUUCGUGGGCGUUACUACCCUACAAGAGUUUCUAUGCAACUCCAGAACCCGAGAACAUAUCCUUCUCUCAAGGCAGUUGGAACAGGAGCCUCUAUUAGGAAAGGAUUUGGUUUCAGCUCUAAGAGCAAAAGAUCUCUCUUUGUUUGUAACGCUGCUGUACUGGAUGCAAAAUGCAGUCAAGGGCAGACACAGACUGUUACGCGAAAAUCACGAACAAUCACAAAAGCUCCCACACAUGGAACAGCGAAAUCCCCAAAGCUUGAUGACGGUGGAAACGGGUUCCCACCUCGUUAUGGUGGUGGUGGUGGUGGUGGCGGAGGAGGAGGUGGAGAGAGCUUCUCUGGUGGAUUCUUCCUUUUCGGGCUUCUUAUGUUCAUGGCGUACUUGAAAGAUUUGGAGAGCGAAACAUGA